GCAUGUGCAAGGGCCGGCGCUCGGUUCGGAGUCCGCGGAAGGCGCGUGCCGGGGUGGAGAGUGUCCGGCUCUGGCUGCUGCUGGACGGUUCGGGGGCUGGGGGUGCGCGUGCGCGUGCGCGUGCAUCUUGCCAGGGCCCCGGCGCAGUGAGCGGGGCGGUGACCGGGAUCCCCCAUCAGCGGGGGCGCGUCAGGGCGGCCCCGACACGAGCAUCACUUUGGUCCUUCUUGCCUUUUGGAAGGUGACAUGCAUAUGCGGUUAGAUGACUGAUGACAGAAACUUGAAUCAAAAUGCCUAAUUUCGAACAUCCAGAGUAUCCUGAAGCUACCUUGCUUCAUUUGGAAAGUAUGGUGCCCUGUCGAGAAUCCCAAGUGUCAUCACUCUUGUCAGUAUUUGGAGAGCGUCAGCAUUUUAGCUUCCCAUCCAUCUUUAUCUAUGGACAUACAUCUAGUGGCAAGACCUAUGUGAUGCAAACUCUUCUAGAAACGUUAGAGCUUCCUCAUGUGUUUGUGAACUGUGUUGAAUGCUUUACUUCGAGGCUCCUUUUAGAGGAAAUUUUGACCCAGUUGCAGAACCUUUCAUCUGAAAAUAAACACGGUUCUCAUGUGCCCUGUGACACAUUUAAUGAUUUUGUACGUCUGUUUAAGCAAGAAAUUAUUACUCAAGAGCUACAGAAUCAAACAGUAUAUAUUGUGCUGGAUAAAGCCGAGCAGCUGAGGGAAAUGGAGGCAAAUGUGUUGCCAGGAUUUCUUAGACUACAAGAAAUGACAGACAGAAAUGUCACUGUUGUUUUCCUUAGUGAAAUUGUGUGGGAACUGUUUCGUCCAAACACUGGAUGCUUGGAGCCAUUCACCUUGUAUUUUCCUGACUACAGCAUAGUCUGCAGGGACUUGAAAGAGCUUCGACAUCUGGCUGCACUAAAUUUCACUAAAUAUUGUGAACCAGUGGUCAGAGGAGAAGCAAAUGAACGUGACACACGUCGACUCUGGAAAAAUAUUGAAUCUCAUUUGAAGAAAGCAAUGCAGACUGUUUAUCUUCGGGAAAUAUCCAGCUCACAAUGGGAGAGAAUACAGCAGGAUGAUGGAGAACCUGGGCACUUGAAAGGACUUUCUGCACAUGCUCACGUAGAACUUCCUUAUUACUCCAAAUUCCUUCUAAUAGCUGCAUACCUUGCCUCCUACAAUCCUGCCAGGACAGAUAAGAGGUUCUUCCUUAAGCAUCAUGGGAAAAUCAAGAAGACAAACUUUCUGAAAAAACAUGAAAAGACCAGUAAUCACCUCCUUGGGCCAAAGCCAUUCCCCCUGGACAGAUUGUUAGCAAUAUUGUACAGUAUUGUGGACAACAAAGUUGCUCCAACUGCAAAUAUAUUUUCCCAGUGUGGCACCUGCUAUACAGAUUGGAAGGAACCAUGCUUGUUGCCCAUUCCGCUGUUGAAUAGGUCAGCUGGAGUGCUCUUUUUACCAUGGCAUAUCCUCCCCCAGGAGACCAAAGGAAGCAACACUAUGUAGUGCUCAGUCUCACUAGUGUAGUAAAUUAGAUUUCGAAAUCUGUUCCUACGCCUGAUUUUGGUGUGUUUAUUGUUACGCUACUAGGCCAGUCAUGCAAUACAAUCUUAAAGGGACACAGUCAGCUUUUAAAAAUCAUGUUUCUAACAGCUCAGAUUAUUGAUUUUGUAAAUAAAAAAACAAAUAUUUCCUUUUUUUCUUUUAGUUUUUCUCUUAUUCAGUUGACAGCACUUAGUGUACAGUCAGCUUCAAUCUUUUCUGUUUGAUCAGUUGCACUUCCUUCCUCAUGUUCUAGCAUGAUGCUGUCACUUCAUGCACUGCUCUGGGGAUUGCUCCUGUGUAUGUUUUACUCCAGGCACCUUUGAGAGUAACAGAAGCAGCAAAAGAGCAGUUGAAAAUGAAAAGGAAGCAUGCAGUCAUUCUCACAGACAGGGAGGAUUUGGCGAAAGCAUACAUGGUGGCUUUCCCCAAAGGGCCUUUCCAGAAAACAGAAAAAAAUUAAUUUUUUGAAAACUGGUUUAAAAGCAAAAAUCAAGAUAUACCUUUCUGUUUCUAGACAGAGUUCCCAUUGGUUUCUGAGGUUUUUAAAAUUUAGUUUAAAAAGACAGUGCCAACUUGAUUUUUUUAAAAUAUGUUCUUUUUUUUUUCUUUUUACUGGCUUGGAAGUGCUCUUCUCCAUGAGGGACAGUAAGAUCUUGCUCAUCCCCCUCCCUCUCGCAGUAUAAGGUAGAGCCAGUGCUAAUACUUCACCAGAGAUUACUGAAAUAUUUAUUGUUAACUUGGGAAAUGUGUUGGGGUAUGGGGGUGAAAUGCAUUUUUAUCCUGCUGCAUCUUGGUCUCAACUAACUUGUGUGUUCAUAACCUGGAGAUGAUUCUGGUUUUCAAUGGAGAUUACUUCGUAUAGAAAUGACGUUUCUUGUUUUCUUGCUGAAUGUCAGAAAUAGUUUGUAAGAUCAUAGAAAUUUAAAAUCCACCCCAGAAAGAAUUAUGUAGAUCAUGCUUCCAAAUUUGGACAUUAUAUAACAAUAUCCCUAACUUUUUUCCAGUCAGGAAAUAUUUUACUGCGGUUUCCCUCAAAAUUAUACACUAUUUCUGAUUGGCGUGUGUGUCUGAGGGACUUGACCCGUGGGAAUUUUUUUCCCCCCCAAUAUAUAGAAAAGUGUUAAUUCAACACCGAGGAUGAAAUAUUAAGCUUUCAAAAGUGAGGUGAUUAUAAAAGUUAAGGAUGCUCUCCCUCAGUUUUAAUGCAUAACAAUUUAUUUUGCCUUAAGGGUUUCCACCAUGCUAUAGCUUCUGGGAUACAGAUAAAUAAGUGAUCUAUCAAUUCCCAGCCCUAGAUUUAAAUACAAAGAUGACACUCACGCUGAGCAUGGUCAGAUCAUAGAUCCUCCAAGUAAAAGCUGAACUGUGCUAAAACAGAAUUUAUAUCUGUGUGCAGUAUUUAGGGUUAAUGUAUUUAAACAAAAAUAUAUUUGUCUCGGACGCUGCAAGAAGAAAGACAAGAUACCAGGAAUGUGGCCGAGUCUGCUGGGGUAGGUGGGGAAGGGUGGUGGAUUUAGCUGUGUCAUGCUAAUGGGCUCUCUUACACAAUCAGGGAAUCUGUGUCCUUUGUACAUCACUCAGAGUCCCUGGCUAUGACUGCAGCCUGGUGGUUGAGAACAAGUUGCAUGGUUGCUCCAUGCUCAUCAAAGUUGAGUUAUUAGGAGGACAGUCCUUUUACUGUUGUGCAUAUAAGAAACAAUACCCCGCUAAAUAUGUUUAUCUGUACUAUUGCACUUGGUCACCACUAUCUACAUUCCUUGUACAUGUGUAUGCACAUGUGUGCAUGUUUGUGCCGCAUUUGUCUAAAGAUCAAGACAGUCCCUAAUAAAUGUAAUAGCUUUUAGGAAAUAAGGAAGAAAGGAGGGCAACUGUGCCCUCUUCCCUGCUUCUUAUUUUCUCAUAAUUUCUUACGACUUUUCUUGAUUAUUAGACAAAUCUGGCAGAAAUGUGUAAGCAAAAAUGGGAACUGUGUAUGGAACACAGCAGGGUAUCAUGGCUUAGCACUUCAACAGAGUAUGGCAGUUUGAGAGCCUGCUGUUAAACUAAAGAAAAUGAGCAGGCAAUACUUCUCUUUAACCAAAUAACUGACUAAACAACUUCAAGCCUCAGCAUGGCUAUGAAUAAAAUAAAACCCUAGACUCAGAUCUCAAUCAAAAUAAUGUUUUGUAAUUAAAGCUAUAGAGAAGCAGCUACUAAUAAGCUCUGUAGAAAAAGAUUUUUCUUUGGGGGAAAAUUGGUCUGAGCCAUAUUUUGUUUAAUGAUCUAAAUUAGAUUUUAAAGUAUUGUGAUUAAUUUUAGAUAUAUAAUUUGUGCUGUCGGUUUCCUAAAAUAUAAAAGUAAUGUCUUACUCAAAGCUACAUUUAAAAGAAAAAUUCCUUUCUAAUAAUUUAGAGCAAUACAUUUCUGUAUCCCUGGUUUGGUUAGUCGGUAGAAAAUUGCAGGGAUCUCCAAAGAUUCCUGGAACAAAGAUGCUGUAUGACUCUCCAGGUAGUUACAAACCUUAAUAUCUUGCUUCUUUUUAUUAUUUUGUUGCUUGUGAUUAUAUACUGAAGGAGUCUUCAGUAGCCUUUCUUAUAUGCUGCUUAUGAUGUAACUUGUUAACUAGAAAGCUGAAUUUAUUCAAACUUUACAUUACACUAAGGCUUGUAUGUGACUUUGCAAAAGUGAGAUAAUAAACGCCUGUAUUAUCACAUGUUAAACACUGAUAAUACAUUGUGUACUAUACCGUGCACUUUAAAUGAAGACGAUCCCUAUCCCAAGGAGCCUCCAGUGACGAGUCCAAUUGUAUAGUUUCACUUUUCUAAACAUUCAGUGGUUUAGAAAAGAUGUGAUCUGGUUUUUUUCAGCCCUCUCCUAAAGAUUGAAAUUAUUGUAAAUUUAAUAUAAACAGAUUUUCAGAAGAAAAUCUUAUGAUAUAAUGGAAGGAAGGAAGGAGGCUAGGGGGCAGAACUUUAACACUGGUACAAUGUAUAUGGAAGCACGGAAAAUUAGUCAGUUUCAAUGGUAAACAUUCUGUCAAGGUUAUUAAUCCUAAAAGUUGACCUACCUUGAAAGUCUUCCCUUGUUUAAUUUUAGUUUCUUGGCUCCAGUAAUAUUUUUUAAACAAAUUUUGCAUAGGCACAACAUAAAUAAGCCAAUGUAUGAACAUUAUGACACAGGAUUGGGAUUUUUUGUACCAGUUUUUGUGAGGGGCGCACAAUAAAUUGGAUUUUUAAUUAUUAUGGUAUAGUAAUGCCAGAAUAUGGUAUAUGAUUGAUCUUUUCAAAGAUAACAUCAGUCAGAUUUAAAAAAAAAAAAGCUUUCAAAGCAAAUUAAUGUUUAGGCUAGCAAUCUUGAUAAUAGCGCUUAACUGCUUCAGUGCAAUAUGUUCAUUAUACACAUUCAUAAAUGUAGCACAUAUAUUGUGGCCCUCUGAGUAUAACACUAAAUAAUAACAUAGUGUGGCAUCACCCGAGACUGCAUCAGGUGUAGCGUGGAGGAGGUUUCAUAUACUGAUUAACUACUGAUUACUUUUAUUUUUUAUUUUCUCCUUGUUACUUAUACAUUUUUAAAACUUUUGCAAAAUUAAGACUAACAAUGAAAAAAUAGUUAUUUCAAUAUACUGCUCAGUAUACAAUACACAGUAUCGAAAAGUGUUAAAUAUAAAAAUGUUUUUAAAAAAUAACCUCCCUCCAUUUGGAAAUUAGUUUAUUUUUCUUAAUGGAAGGAACAUCAUUUAUUAGUCCAGGAACAAGUUCACACAGUUUUUACAUCAAGCAGUUCCAGCUGAAGCUUGUUAGUGAUUGCCUUCCAGAUUUAAAAAAAAAAAAAAAAAAUCCACACUGUAGUACACGAACUCCUAUUGUUUGGAGAUAAAUAAUCUGCUCAUCCCCUCUGUAGAUGAGAACAAAGAACAUAAUAGUACAUCUGGUUUAUCUGUUAAUAGAGCAAAGAUUAAUUAAGCAAGUACUGCACAACCUCUUAACUUCUGUAUCUAAAUCCAGCUUGUAUAUGUGACAGAUUUAACAUAUCUUUUAACUAUUUGGUAUCUGUGUACAUAAUUCUAUUCCAAAAUGCUCUCUAUUUCAUAAAAAUAAAUUUGGGGACAGUGUUAGGAUAGGUAGUGGACAUAUUUAUGCUUGGAUUAGGUAGAAUCAAAGGGUUUAGUGGUAGAUUUUAUAGCUAUAAAUCUGUAUUCCUCUGUUAUAUUCCCCAUAAGGCCCUAUGGAUUUGUAAGCAUUGCUGUCUGCCAUGAUGCAAAGACACAAAAUAUGAUCCAGUAUUCCUGGUGGAAGAUUCAGAUAUAGUGUUAGAUUCUUUUCCUGUUUGGUCCAUGCUGCUUCCUGCUGUCUUGUUACUGCUCCCCACUCCUAUUCUGUACCACUGAGAUACUUGAGUGCCUUUGUUGCAUCAUAUUUAAAAUUAGUUUGUAGUUUAUCUGCAUUGGGAGGCACCUAUAACAAUUUUGGGUGCUGUCAAAAAUGAAGUACAAAUGUGUAUAUGGACAACUUAUUUUAGCACAAAGGGGUAACAAAAUGGAAUGUUCAAGAAUGUAUUUUAUCACGUGACUAAAUAUUUGUAGAGAUGUAUUUCUGCUUUGUCAAGUACAGUUAGUCACUGACUUUUUUACAUGACCGUCUCCCCCCACCACCACCAAAAGACCCUCUGCUGCUUUCUAUUCAUUUCAUUGGGAACAGCGGGCCUUGACACAGCACCAUGGACAAAAGAAGCAGCUGCAGUACGGUUAAUUUGGAAGGCAGGAUUUUAAAAUAUGAAGCCUAUUGACAAAAGAAUGCCCCUUCAUAGAUGGUGAAUAGUAAGAAUUGGAAUAAUGUAGCUGUUUUUCUUGUAGAGAAAUUAACAAAUAUAUUAUUUUGGGGAGUGGACUUUGGAAGAUAUGGAGUUGGAAAUUAGAGUAAAUUUUCACUCUGAAAAGUUUAUAUACCUGGUAAACAGAAGUAAAAGAUUACAAUUACUGUAGCUUGUUUAAAAAUAUAACAUUGUGACAGAAUAUGAGGCUAAGAAAAAUACAACUUUCUGGUUUCCCAUGACAACCUAGAACUUGAUCCAAAAAAGUGAAGCUUAAUUGUCUUGUCCUGAAUGCAGCAAGGUGCUGAUGUUCCAUUAAAAGUCCUGCAAUAGCUGGGCAGCAUGUCUGACCAGAGGAUGAUUGUUGUUUAUUAUUUUCAGGGUUGAAAACUGUGCAGAAAGUCUCACGGUACAUAGAUGCUGUACAAGGACCCUCAUCUAAGAUCUUGUAGUCUAAUUUCACUUAUAAUGUAACAAAGGGGCAACAAAACAUUGGGAUAGAGAUGGAGAGGAGAAAUCUAGAGGACUCUGCAAUACAGUUAUAUGGUGACUUAAAAGGAUGGGCAUAGCAUAGUUCAGUAAUCUAAAAACUGCCCUCCACAAAUCUCAGGUUUCCUGUGAAAGCCAUUGAAGGACCAGAGAAAUCAAUGACUUGCACUCCUGACCAUCCCCCCCUCUUGUGAAUUCAUCCUGUGGACUGACUUAACCAGUUGUGCUGCACAGUGUAAUUUGGGAAGGGACACACUAUGGGUGGUGUUGCACUGCUGGGUGGCCAGUAUCAGCCCUCCCUUUUAGGAGGGCUGCUGUUGGUUAACCCAGCAACAAGCACUGGAACUCUGGCAGUUCAGAAGUGUGUGUUGCUGGCAAAGACCAUACUUCUCUGGGAAUCCCUGGGAGAAAGAUGAGCCAUAGCUUUGCUGCUUUUAGGUCAAAGUACAAGCCUUAUGUCUUUGCGUAAGCCUUCUCUCAAUAACGGUAGCAGCAGAAAAGCCUGGCAGUGCCUCCUGAAAGACCAUACUGAAAGUGAUCCCACUACAGGAAAACAUAGUAUGAGGAAAAGGUGGAGAGACGGGUCCCUUAGUUAAACUGAAAUGUUAUCUGUGUAAAUGGGGCAUACAUAUAACUGGUGCACUAGAAAUGCAUAGAUGAAUUAAAGGCCAGGCAUUUCUCAAUUGUUUAAAGUUUAGAAAGUAAAAAAAUAUAUAACUUUGAUACCUUUUUAUUCAUAACUAACUAUUUUUAGGCACAGUUAGUAGCUUAAAUAAAAACUGAAAUGUUUUAAUACAACUUUUGAUCAUACAGACAGAAUGCAAAUACAGUCUGUCUGAUUUGGAUAUAUUUGUCAUGAACACCUGAUGGGGCAACCUUGAAUAUUUGAAUGAAGAUAAUCUCAGUUGCCCUGCUGCUAUCCACAUAUAGAACACUAAUAGCAGAUUAAUAGCAAUAAUUCAGAGUUUAAUUUUUAAAUAUUCCACUUCUUUGUUUUAUAUAUUAGUAUUUGUUCUUGCAAUAUAAUUCUAAAUACAAAUGGUAUGUAUGGAUGUUGUUGUAUAUGCAGACAUUUCUAGCAAGUUGUGAUAGAUUAUUUUAACAGUGUAAAUUCAAUAUUAAAAGAUAUUUAUAGAUCUGAAGAGAAGUAAUUUUAGUUAUUGGAAUCAAUUUAAUGCAAAUAAAAUGUACAUAUUAAAUUCAUGAUUAUGUAGUAUACAUAUUUUAUAAAUUUUUCUUUCUAAUAAUCGAAUGACCAGACUGAGUAGCCUGUGAAACAAAAUGUCAGCUUCUUCAAGUGGCAGUGAAUUCAAAUGCUGAUGAAUUUGGCUCUAAUGGGAGUGAUGGUAGCAGGGGCAUUGAUUAUAAUUGAUACACUAGAGAUGUAAAAGCCAAGUUGAUCUUGUUUAGUGACUGGAUAGUGGUGAGUAUAAUUCAGGGUACCUGUGACCUAGAUAAAAUGGACAUGUUGGUAUACUGCUACUUAGGCAUCAGAGCAAGAAGCAUGAAAGAGAAUGGCCAAGGAUAACUUGAAGAAUAA
Dermochelys coriacea (leatherback sea turtle) is the source of this 8364-nucleotide messenger RNA. RefSeq names its product origin recognition complex subunit 5 (gene ORC5). NCBI's taxonomy places the organism in Eukaryota, Metazoa, Chordata, Testudines, Dermochelyidae. The coding region runs from base 291 to 1508 and encodes 405 amino acids. The transcript has 14 exons. Gene Ontology annotation, cellular component: nucleus; nuclear origin of replication recognition complex. The record is from RefSeq and is a predicted model, not a curated record. Gene Ontology annotation, molecular function: DNA replication origin binding. Gene Ontology annotation, biological process: DNA replication; DNA replication initiation.